Molecule: messenger RNA, 7169 nt
Organism: Chenopodium quinoa (quinoa)
Lineage: Eukaryota; Viridiplantae; Streptophyta; Magnoliopsida; Caryophyllales; Amaranthaceae
Product: chromatin modification-related protein EAF1 B-like
Exons: 23
Coding region: 524-6502 (1992 amino acids)
Cellular component (GO): NuA4 histone acetyltransferase complex
Source: RefSeq, a predicted model, not a curated record
UUAUUUAUUUAUUGUCUUGGGAAAAAGAAAAAAAAAAUCCACGAGGGAAAAAAAUUAUUUUUAUUUUUAAUUUUUUUUUUUGAAACGAAGAACCAACAACGUCGAGGUCGAAAAGCUUGUAUUUUUUUUUCUGGGAAAAAGGGGGAAAACAAAAACAGCAAAAAAAAAAAAAGAAAAAUUGAGUACACUUCGAUUUGAGGACGUGUUUGCAUGCUUCGAAAUUUUUACAGAGAAAUUGGAGAGAGAAAUUGGUUGAUAAUUUCAUGAAAUUUUGCUGGGAAUUGGUUGUUUGAAAAGGGGGAAAAACAAAAACAAAUUUUAUUUUAUUUCAUUUUCGUUUUACAAGCCCUAAAAAAACCCUAGUUUGGAAAAUUAGGGCAACGGAUUUCAUACUUUGCUUGAUUCUCGUGCCCUAGAGUUUGUAUCUAAGGGUUUCGCGUUGCGCGGGUGUUGUAUUUUGCUCAGAGACCUGACCAAGUUUUAGAGCAAUGGAAGGGGACCAGCUAUAGCUUUCUUGAUAGGAAUGCAUGGAUUUAGUUCUGGAUCUACUUUCCUCGUAAAUGCUGAGGUUGAUUCCAUGGGAGGAGUUGUUGACGGUGGAGUUGGUAUUGGCAACAAACCCUCUCCACGCCGAGCAGCAAUUGCUAAAGCGCAUGCUGAUCUACGACUGGAAUAUGAUGUUCGAGAGGAGAGGAGGAGAGAGCUUGAGUUUCUUGAGAAAGGUGGAAAUCCUCUUGACUUUAAAUUUGGUCAUGCUUCGUCAGUGAGUGUCCAGUCUACUUCACAUACAUAUCAAAACCCAGAUCAGAUUUUGACCAGCGAAGCAAAAGGCAGUUUUGCUCUGACUGCCUCACCUCAUGGAGAUUCUGUUGAUAGUAGUGGGAGACUGGGUAUUACGACAGCCUGUGAACCAAAUAGUGCUGAUAAUUUUGAUGGUGAUAACGAGACUCUUGAAAGCGAAAGGAAGGCUAAACAUCCUACUAGGGCUAGCAUCACUCCUUCAGAGCAUUCUUCUCAACUUGAUGGGAGCCAAAAUGUCAAAGAUUCCGAGGACUCCCCUAUUUUUCAGCCCAAAAAGGGUCAAGCAUAUAAGAGAAGGAAUCGGUCUCGGACAAAUCGUGAUGGCCCUCGAUCAAGUUCAAGUGACAUGGCUACUCGUGGUGGACAUAAUUCCGCUUUGCCUGGUCGACAUGGAUUACUUUCAAAACCAGUUGUUCCUGAGAAUAAGUUUGUAAUAGAGUCAGAUGGCACACAUGGCUUGCAUUUGUCAACAACCUCUAGACCUAUUGAAAUUUCUGAAGGUAAGUUAAAUAUGUCAACUUUAAAGGAUAAACAGGAGGAAUUGGGUACUUCAAGGGUAAAAGCUGAUGAUGUUCCUGCUGCUACUACCUCUGUCAAAACUGAUCUAGCUGCAGUAAAUGAAGAUGUAGUUACUGUAGACGCUGAAGGUCCUCCUGGUUCUGGUACAGAGAAAAAGGAAGUUAUCGCUAGUUCUUCCCAACCAGACGAGUGUGGUAAACUCAAUGGUGAUGGCAAAUCGACACCAAAUGAUGCCCUUAUUUACAAUGCUGCAGUUGCUACUAAAGGAAUAGAUUCUGAGUCUUCGUGCACCCAUACUAGCAUUAGUGUAGAUGGAAAUGGAAACAUUGAGAGUGAUUUGUAUACUAACUUAAAGAAUGUAGAUAGUAAUGGGGCCCCUAAGGAGCACAAGCUACCACUUGGGGAUAAGUCCAUCAGUGUAGAUGAUGAAAUGCUGUAUGAGAAGCAUGUUACCAAUACAGUAGAAACUUCUUGUGUUAAGGAUGUUCAGAAUUCUAUCAGUCACCAAGGCAAUGGCUUUGCUGAUAAGGAUCAAGAAGUUGAGGUAGAUAAAUCUUCUUCUAGAGACAAGCCUGAGUGUCCUAAUAAUAGAGAGGAGUUAGGGGCAAAUGAUCAUGCUGAGACAAAACCCGAUAAAGAGCAUGGUCUCCUUGGUGAUUCUGUUCCCAAAGCAGAGAGCUCUUGUCCUGUGGGACCACUUUCCUCUGUCGAACCUUCUUCCCGUGAGGUGAAUAACAAUGAAUUUUCUGCUCCACCUCCUGCGCCGAAGCCUCAAACUUCAAAUGAUAACCAGCGGAAGCAGUUUGACAAGGCACAUGAGGACAGGGUAUUAGAAGAGGCACGGAUUAUAGAGGCCAAACGUAAAAGAAUAGCAGAGUUAUCUGUUGGUUUGAUGCCAAGGGAGCACAAACGUAAAUCUCAUUGGGACUUUGUUCUUGAAGAGAUGGCUUGGUUAGCAAAUGAUUUUUCACAGGAGCGUGUUUGGAAGAUAACAGCUGCUGCUCAACUUGGCCAUCGGGUAGCCCUUGCUUCUCGGUCAAGAUUGGAGGAACAACACAAGUUUAUGAAGCAGAAAAGUGUGGCCCAUACUUUGGCAAACGCCGUGAUGGAGUUUUGGCAUUCAGCAAGUCUUCGUGCUGAGAAUGGUACCAGUUCUCUUUCAGAAAAAUGUAUGAAUGAUGCUACAUUAAUGGCAGAUGCAAGUGGACAGGCGAAGGAUGAGGCUGGAGCUCCUGAAAAGGAUGAAGCUUCUGAAGAGAAGCUGCAAUCAACUGGAAGUAAACAGGACCUUUCUCUCUAUGGAUAUGCAGUUAGGUUUUUGCAAUACAAUUGCUCUCUAACACCUCUUGUCAAAGUUGAGGAUUCAGGGACUCCGGAUAUUGAAUAUGAUAUGGACAUGGCAGGAGUUUCCUGGCAGGACCAGCUAACUGAGGAAAAUCUCUUUUAUUUGGUUCCUCCGGGUGCAAUAGAGACCUACAGAAAAUCAAUUGAAUCAUGUUUGACAGAGCUUGAGAGGGCGAGCAACAAUGUACAGGAGGAAGUUGAUACAUCCUUUUAUGAUGCUACAGCAGAAUUUGGAUAUCAAGAGAAUGACUAUGAAGAAGAUGAAGGAGAUAAUGUUUACUACCUGCCCGGAGCAUUUGACACUGGGAGACCAUCAAAAAAGAAACGAAAAAAUAUGAAAUCAUAUCCUUCUGCUAGAUCAUAUGAAUUGGGAGGUGAUCUUGCCUAUGGACGCUGUGUGGAUAGCAGAAAUGGAACCCCUCAGUCUGCCUUAAUGGGAAAAAGGCCUGCUGACAAAAAUUUUCAUGUUGGUUCUAUUCCCACGAAAAGGGUACGAACUGCUUCUAGGCCGAGGGUUGUGGGUCCUUUUGGUGCAGGGUCCACUGGUGUUGCUCCAGCACCAAGUAGGGCAGAUGCUUCUAGUGGAGAUACUAAUUCUUACCAGGAUGACAUGAGCACUCUGCAUGGUGGGUCCAUUGUCCCAAGGGGCUCAGAGGUUGAUUCUGCUAUGGACUUUGAGAAUCAAUCUACAUUUGAUUCUGCAGAAAUUUCGGCAAAGCCCAAGAAGAAGAAGAAAAUUAAGCAUCCGGGUGUGGCAUAUGACUCUAGGUGGCAGGUUGAUUCUUCUUUCCAAAAUGAGCAGAAAGAUCACUCAAGGAAGAGGUUGGACUGCCACCAGCCUGAAUCCAAUGGGAAUAGUGGCCUGUUUGGUCACCAUGCUAAGAAGCCAAAGACAUUGAAGCAGUCGUUGGAUAAUUCUUUUGAUAACACAAUGCCCAUGAGUGGGUCAGUUGCUUCACCAGUUGCUUCUCAAAUGAGUAACAUGUCAAGCCAGAGUAAAAUCAUUAAAUUGAUUGGAGGUCGAGAUAGGAGUAGGAAAGCGAAAGGGCUUAAGGUGCCUGCUGUGCAGCCUGGCUCUGGAAGCCCAUGGUCUUCUUUUGAAGAUCAGGCACUUAUUGUGCUUGUUCAUGAUAUGGGUCCAAAUUGGGAGCUUGUAAGUGAUGCUAUUAACAGUACAUUGCGAUUCAAGUGCAUUUUCCGCAAACCUGAAGAGUGUAAGGAGCAGCACAAAAAUUUGAUGGAAAGGACUCCUGGUGAUGGUGCUGAUAGUGCUGAAGAUUCAGGAUCUUCUGCACCAUAUCCUUCUACGUUACCUGGGAUACCAAAGGGCAGUGCGAGACAAUUGUUUCAGCAACUGCAAAGACCGAUGGAGGAGGAUACUAUCAAGUCCCAUUUUGAGAAGAUUAUUCAUAUUGGGCAGCAGUUGCAUUACCGGAAAAAGAAGAAUGAUAAUUCAGACCUGAAGCAAAUAACUCCUGUUCAUGGUUCACAUGUUGGUGCACUUUCCCAAGUCAUGCCGAACAAUUUGAAUGGGGUGAUUCUGACGCCACUUGAUCUGUGUGAUAUUGCUGCAUCCAACCAAGAUACAAUUCCUCUUGGGUUUCAAGGUUCGCAUGCUGGAGGGUUGACAUUGCCAAAUCAAGGUGCUAGUCCGUCAAUGCACCCAUCUAGCGGUCUCUAUACCUCAAUCUCAGGUCUUCCAGGUUCUCCUAGCAUGGGCAUUAAUAACAAUAUGGCAUCUCAAACUCAGUUUUCCAACUCUCGGGAUGCUAGAUACCCAGUCCCUAGGUCUACAGCUAUGCCUAUUGAGGAGCAGCAAAGACUCCAGCAAUACAAUCAUAUGCUGCCUGGAAGAAAUGUUCAGCCGUCAAACUUGUCGUCUGGGUCUCUUUCAGGAUCAGAUCGUGGUGUGCGUAUACUUCCUGGUGGAAAUGGUGUUGGUAUGGGAGCUGGAAUGAGCCGAAGUAUGCCAAUGUCAAGACCAGGAAUUCAGGGGAUUUCAUCUUCAUCAAUGCAUAAUACUGGAAGUAUGCUUAACUCCAACAUGGGAGGGAUGCCUAGCAACAUGAAUGUGCACUCUGGAACAACUUCUGGUCAAGGAAACUCAAUGUUUAGACCUCGUGAUUCAUUGCACAUGGUGCGGCCUGGGCAGAAUGCAGAGCAUCAGCGGCAGAUGACAUUGCCAGAAUCUGGGAGCCCAGGUGUCCCUCCUUUUGGUGCUCUGAGUUCUGGGUUCAAUAAUCAGUCUGCUUCUCCACCUCUUCAAGCAUAUGCUGGCCACCAUCAUCAGCAGCAUCUAAUGACGCAGCAACAUUCUCAUGUGCUUGGUACUCCUCAUCUUCCUGGAUCAAAUCACUCUGUCACGCCAGAGCAACAAGCCUUUCUCCGCCUUGCUAGAGACAAGCAAAUCCAGCAUAGAUUGUUGCAACGGCAACAUCAACAGCAACAGCAACAGCAACAGCUUCCUGCGUCCAGUGCAUUGAUGACCCAUGCUCAAACUCCUUCCCAGCUACCUGUAUCAUCUUCUGUUCAGAACUCUUCCCAGCUUCAAUCACCAUCUUCUUCUCAGCCGGUGUCAUUACCUCCUCUGACUUCGUCAUCCCCAAUUACUCAGGUGCCUUCCCAGUCAUCGCUGCAACAAAAGCACCAGGUGGGAAAAGCAACACCUCAAGGGCUUGGGAGGAAUGCGCAAAGUGGCCCAAGUGGAUUAAUGAAUCAAGCGGGAAAACAACGUCAAAGACAAGCUCAACAUAUACAGCAGCAGUAUCUGCAAUCUGGCAGGCAACAUCCGCAACAGCGUCAACAAUCACAACCUCAGCCACCAGCUAAACUAUUGAAAGGAAUGGGAAGAAAUAAUGUACUGAUGCAUCAAAAUCUUCCUAUUGACCCGUCUAAUCUGAACGGCCUUACAGCUAACUCAGGAAACCAAGUUGCUGAGAAAGGGGAGCAGGCUGUGCAUUUGAUGCAGCCUCAGGGCUUAUAUCCAGGAUCUGGUCUAAAUACGAUGCAACAACAGAAACCUCUGGCUUCGCCCCAUAGUUCAAAUCAGUUGCAACAUCAAAAACCAUAUGCAAAUUCAGUUUCGGCAGUACCAAAACAAGGCCAAAUACCUUCUCACUUAGAUGGUAGCAAUAAGAGCCAGGUUCCAGUUGUUUCUUCUAAUCCAGCAUCUGGAGGGUCAACCCAAGGACUUCCCUCAACGAUAAUGCCUUCUCCUAACCAUCAACCGUUACAAGGACAGUCACAGCCUCCCCUUAAGGUGGUUAGUCAAUCUCAGCCUGCUCUUCAGAGGGCAGUUCAUCAAAAUCGUCAAGUGAAUUCUGAUUCUUUGACCAAGUCGCAACCUGAUCAUGCCCCUUUGGAGCAGCAGUAUGCGAAUAAUACUUCAACUGCAGGGGUUCAACCAGCAUGUGCUGAUUCUACUAGUGCUGUGCCUCCACCAUCUUCUGCCGGCACUGCUGUGUGUAAACAAGCUCUGGAAUCUCUAAGCACUCCAACUUUAACUAAUCCACCCACAGCAUCAGGUCCUUUAAGUAGUCCUGCUAUUACAACUUCAUCGGAUAAUGAAACUUUGCCGUCAGUUAACGAUGGUCUGGGGCAGAGGCAACUAUCAGGUAACUUGGCAGUUCAUGGGCACGGGGUACAAUUUCAGCACCAACAAUCACAGGUACAACAUCCAUCACCACUUCAACCCAUAUUAUCGCAAAAGCAGUCACAGCAUCAGCUGCAGCAACUUGAAAAAUCCCCCCAGAGAGCACCCCAAUCGCAGGCUCAGUCACAGAUUCAAGCUGGGCAAAGUGGUGUUUUUGCAAGGACCCCUAAUUCGAGAUUGGAAUGAUCCUCCCCAUUUAUUGAGUGCCAGUCUCGGCACGCUUGUACCUGCCAAGAUCAAGUCGGCAUGCUCUUGUAACAGCAAUGUACAGAUGAAGCUGUAAAUCUGCAAGGGCACUACAGGAAAAGGUAUAUGGGAUGAUGAUCGUAACUUUCAUGUUACUGACUUGACAAGUUUAGGCAGGCUUUUUUUGGGUUUAUAAUGUAUAUUACCACUGCUUAGAGCUUUGUAAGAUAGAGAUUAUAGAGGUGUGUAUGUACAGGAUCUCAUCUCUCUAUCUUGUUAACCACCCUUUUUUUAAAAUCCUUUUCCUUUUCCCCUCCCCAAACUUUGGGUUUUGCGCUCAUCAAUAUGGGGUCUUAUUCCUUUCCACCCCCAAUAGUUAGUCCAUGUAUUAUUUUGAUUAGAGUUAAGGGGGGAAGCUUCAUUGUUACAGGCAAAUGCCUUUGAAAAUUUUGUGAAUAUAGCUUCGUAGUGUAUAAUGAUUUUUGUAAUCAUUCUCUUGAUCACCUUUUGUUCUCUUGCUCUAAUUGUAACUUUUUUCAUAGUAAUGUUAGUAUGUAUUCCUUGUUUGUAAGCUGAUUUUACGAGAAUUCUGCAAAUGUUAGUUUAAACAUUUGCUCUCCUUGGUUAAAAAAAUUUGAAUGAUGUGCUGCGGUUCAAUAGCUUUGAA